UCUAGUUUGCUGGAAGUAAAAGUAUUGUUUUUCGUGUGAUUUCAAAAUUUCGUAGUUUGAAUUCGGUUGAGCACUUCCUUUCAUUCUAUCUAAAUGCCAAUGAUUCUUAUGAGCUGGAGGAGUAUCCUUCGGCUGAUUCGGCUGCAUUACCAAGUGGUGGGCAACAUCGCCGUGCUCUGCCUCCUUGUGAUGAGUAUCAUUGACUACGGGUAUAUCUACCACGAAUGCGACCUCCUUUGGUGGUGCGAAGUGGUGGGGCAGGAGGAGAUCACUCCGCUGACGGUUCUGUUGCAUAUCGGUGGAAUCAAGGUGGCUAUUAUCCUGAUUAUCACGCUGUGGAGCUAUGGUAAAGAAGGAGCUGCAAAGGAUCAGCAGGGCAAUCUGGACAUGCCCAUCUCAUUCGUUCGUCGGCGGUACAGUCGUUUUCUUGUGAUGCUUCUGUUGGCGUCCAUGGACCGGCUGAUCCAGCACCACCCACGAAUAGAUGACUUCCUGCAAAAUCACAAGGACUGCGGCGAGGCAGUGAAGGAGUUUCGCUGGAGAGCAAGAAAGCUCUUCGAACGCACAGAUCUGCAACUCUGCCUUCCACUCCACGAAGUUCUCUCUGUGGACGAGCAGCAGGAGAAGGAGCUCCUUCGCCUGGGCUACGGCCAGAAAUUGACGCAGUUGCGAGAGCUGGACAUCUACAAGAUGGUCUACAACACACGCAAGUGAGGGUCCAAAGUUUCCGAAGUGGGAAGUCAUAAUUACUUUUCUGGAGGGGAGUGUGGUCGGAUCAGCACUCAUGAUAUGCUUUUGGGACUUAAAAACUAUAAGAUAAAGAUUCAUUGUAAUCAUUUCGAAAUUUAGGUGUAUAUAUUUCAGUGCUGCAUUAAUUAAUGAAAUCAAAAUCUUACGUAACAACUGUGUAAUAACAACUGUAAAUAUUUUUAAAUUUA
Drosophila yakuba is the source of this 938-nucleotide messenger RNA. RefSeq lists its product as uncharacterized. The transcript has 2 exons. The record is from RefSeq and is a predicted model, not a curated record. NCBI's taxonomy places the organism in Eukaryota, Metazoa, Arthropoda, Insecta, Diptera, Drosophilidae. The coding region runs from base 94 to 714 and encodes 206 amino acids.